GCCGGGUUAUCGGUUCCUUGCAAUGUCAUUGAGUUUAAGUAUGCAGCCGGGUAAAAAAAUCAGAUAGAAACUGUCAAAACUGAUUUCUUAUUUUUAUAAAGGAAAUGUGUAGAACAACCUAAGAAGAGAAACUCAAAGAAAAUGCAUAAAAAGAAAUAUAGAACAGUAGUUAUUGCUUAAACUCAUUAUGGAUUUGAGUGACAGUGAAGAGGAAGAGAGUGAAAUUUCAUUGAUGGAAGGUCUUCCAUUCGAUAUUCUUCUGGAGAUUUUUAAAAACGUCGCUUGGAGGGACCUUCUACAUCUAUCAGCAACAUGCACAAGGUUCCGAGAGAUAUGCAAGACACAGGCUUUGUGGUUAAACAUGACAAGUCUUCAUUUUGAAGGCCCCAUGUCAAAGGUUAAUAUCUUGAAGUUACUGGAAAAAACUCCACAUGCAGCUCAUCUGAGCAUGAAGGGCAUGGUGAGCAAUUGUGAACACAUCAGCUUGGUUGACACUGAUGAUGUAUAUGAUGAUGACGAAGAAGUUGCAAUGACGGAAGUAGAAGAUAUGGACUAUCUCAAACCAGCUGACAGAUUUCUUCUGGAUGUGCUUAAAAUAUGUUCUCAGUUGAAAUCAUUGGAUCUGAAACUUGGCUUGAUCACAGACCGAGCUUUGGCAGCAGUCAGUGCAAAAUGCUCAGGUCUUCAAAGUCUUAGUCUCAAAUACAAUGCCUGCAUCACAGAAGAAGGCAUUGAAACUUUGAUAUCUACUUGCUCAACAUUGACUAAUCUCACACUCAGCAACUGCCACUGUGUUAACAACCCUCUGCAGUCUCACUUAAUCAAAAAUAGGAAAUGUGGAUUGAAGAAACUGGUAAUAGAUUGCAUUGAUGGCCAAGACCUGAAAAUAGAGGCCAUUCUUCAUAGCUGCCCAGAGUUGUCCUUUCUGAAGCUGACAUCCUCAAUGUAUACCACAAGAGUUCCUGGGGACUUUCCACCUCAGGGUGCCAACACAAGUAUGGAUCAUAUGAAGGAAUUGCAUAUUCUGAGCUGUAUGAAUCUCAUCGAAGUGUCUCUGUCAUUCUGUCCUCAUCUAGAAGUACUGGACGUAUCCUACUGCUUGAACUUGCAGUCUGUAUCAGGCAAUUGCCCUGCUUUGAAAAUCUUCACUUCCCAAAGAGUCGACAGUCUCAAAGAAGUUAGUCUCAGUUCGUCCAGUCUGGUUAGUGUUGAUUUAUCAUUUAAAGUGCACCUGGAGUCGGUGGAGAUAGGUUCACUAGUGGUGAGGGACCUCGACUUUUCAGAAUGCUGGAGUUUGUUGACAUCUGGCUUUAAAGAUUCAAGAGACAAAUGGAGAACCGUUCAUACGCUGAAUAUCGCUGGAUGUAGACAGAUGAACCCAUCUGAUGUCUGUGCCCUAUUGGCAGAGUUGCCUUAUCUACAGAAACUAUGCUAUGGAGGUAACUCCUGGAACAUGGUUAACUUGGUGUCAGAGAAUCUUACAUCUUUUGAAUUCCAGAACUCACCCAAGACAUCAUUUCUAAAGCUGACCAUGCCAAAACUUAAAGAACUGAUGUUACGGGAAUGCCUGGACAUCUCUGAACAAAAUUUCUUUGACCAUCUGAUGUAUGGACGACAGAUUUCCCGCCUUCAAGGUCUGGAAACUUUAGUGGAAUGUAAGUUUGGUGAGCCAUUUUCAAAUGGAAUCGGAGUCCCUGACCUUGAAGUUCUUAGAUGUCAUGUGCUCAAAGGUUUCCAUGGGGACGUGAUGUCACGGUGUCUGCAGCACUUCAGCCAUCUUCAAGUCUUAGAUCUGCAGAGAUGCGCCUUUCUUAAACAGUUCAGACUUGACUUCUGGAAGGCUAUAAAGACAGUGACCUUUAAUCAUUGUGGAAAACUGAAAUCUUUGGAAGUCCAGAAUGUGCCUUCAUUGACAUCGCUUAACAUUGAGUACUGUGGUAUGGUUAGACAGUGUUUUAUCAGUGCGUCUGGGCUUGAACAUUUAAAUGUGGAGGGUACCAACUUUGCUAAGAUGAGUGUGACUUCCAGUAAACUGCAGAAAUUGAAGCUACAAGGAGUUUGUACUCUGGAUGGUCCUGAAAAUCCACUAACUCUAUGCUGUGCAGGUCUUGUAGAGCUCUCCAUAGAGAAAUGUGACUGCCUAUCUGACCAGGUUAUGGAGAGUAUCCUUCAAGGCUGUCCUUGCCUGGCAUCUCUCAGACUGGUGGGAUCCAAGGCAUUGAGGCGUCUCCGGUUGCCAAGCAACAUAGAGGAGUGCAGUUUGACAGGUCACCUCCACCUGUCCACCCUAGACCUGCCCUCAGUGAACAGGCUGAGACAAGUAGCACUCAACAACCUUCCAAAGUUUCAGCAGUGUUCGAGAGCCCAGCUGUUGAUCAGUUGUGAGACCAACCUUGAGAGACUUGAGCUGAGAACCAUCCCCCAGGAGACACAACUCUGUGUGAGGCUGGCGGAGUUGUCUUCCUUGACAAUCUGCAUGGGCAUACACCUGGAGUCUCUAGAAAUCUCAUGCCCGCAGCUGAAAUUCUUAAGGAUACAAGGUUGUCCUAAGCUGACCAGCCUGUGUCUCCACCUAUCACGUCUUUCCCAGAUCCAGGUCUACCACAGCAUGCCGCUGCUACACCUGCGGUCCCUGACACUGCACUGCCCGAGGGUCAGGCAUGUAGGGCGCCUACUGCGACAUUAUUGUCCCAAUCUUGAAGUGCUUUCCCUAUAUGGAAGUACCAUACAGCAGUCAGAGUUCCACAAGCUUGGGGAACAUUUACCUACCUUGCAAACCCUUCAACUUAACGACUGCAAGGUCACUGCUGGGGACCAGUAUGAUGGAACACAGAAACUGUCUUUCAGUGUUGUUAAUAUGUGACUUAUUUGUUGAAUGCAGGGGACCGAUAAAAGCCAAUCCACAUGUAAUCAUCUUUUGGUGCAAGGAACCAAUAGGAACUUGUUCAUGUGUAACUCAUUUGUUGAAUACAGGAAACCAAGUGUACUGCUUAAUAUGUAAUUGUAAGUUGUUUCAUUCAGGAAUCCCUUACACUGACUGUGAUUCUGUGUAGCAAGUUCUAGAAAUACUUAAUUGAUAAGGGUGCAUAACUGUAAGCAAUUGUAUAGAGAAAAAUAAUAACAAGUGAGGUGAAUGGCUAACUGUAGCUUGCAAAAACUAGACUCAACAUAUUGGAACUACCGUUCAGUGUUGUCAAUGUGCAAUGCUAUGUCAACAACAUGCUAGAACCCACACUAAAUUAGCAUCUGUCAGACAAAUGCAGGGGACCAGCAGGAUGGACUGCACUUGAAGUGUUCUUAAUGUGAAACCAUUUGACAAGACAAAAACAAUCAAUAGUUCUGAAAUAACUUUAUAUAAAUGCAUGUAAUAUGGAAAUGACAUGUUGAAGGCAAAAAGGUGCCCUAAGACCAGUUAAUAGAGGAAAUAAUACAGUUUGUUAUUGCUUUGUUAAUAUUUAAUCAAUAAAAAAAACAAUUCAUCAUGAGAUGGAGUGUUACUGACAUGCCUUUUGAUUAUGUCCAAUCAAAUGUUGUGGCGGCAGCUGUUUCUGUGACAUAGGAUAUUUGAUGUCCUCACUUUUAUUAGGAUCUAGAUUUGUCUUUGCCCUUCUUUUGUUAAUUGAAGCUUGACAAGUACAAGAGUGAGAAUACUGUUUACUGCUAGCCAGCAUGAUGGUUGGGAACAAUUAUAACUUAUAUGAUGCCCUUAAAUUGUGUCCUCUAUCCAUUCUUUGUAUGCAUAUGUUUCAGGAUAAAUAAAAACAUGACAUUUA
Messenger RNA from Dreissena polymorpha, 3773 nucleotides. RefSeq lists its product as uncharacterized. Gene Ontology annotation, molecular function: protein binding. The transcript is spliced from 23 exons. Lineage: Eukaryota; Metazoa; Mollusca; Bivalvia; Myida; Dreissenidae. Gene Ontology annotation, biological process: SCF-dependent proteasomal ubiquitin-dependent protein catabolic process. Bases 188 to 2863 code for a protein of 891 amino acids. Gene Ontology annotation, cellular component: SCF ubiquitin ligase complex. The record is from RefSeq and is a predicted model, not a curated record.